This is a messenger RNA of Solanum tuberosum (potato), 971 nucleotides long. RefSeq names its product TMV resistance protein N-like. Gene Ontology annotation, molecular function: ADP binding. Gene Ontology annotation, biological process: defense response. Bases 421 to 867 code for a protein of 148 amino acids. The transcript has 3 exons. The record is from RefSeq and is a predicted model, not a curated record. Lineage: Eukaryota; Viridiplantae; Streptophyta; Magnoliopsida; Solanales; Solanaceae.
GCAAUAUUCUUCAACAAUGUCUCAUGCUUCUUCUUCCAAAAGUUUUGCAAGUACGAUAUCUUUUUGAGUUUUAGAGGUGAAGAUACGCGUAGAACCUUUGUGAGUCAUCUCUAUAAGGCUCUGGAACUAAGAGGAAUCCACACUUUUAAAGAUGAUGAACGGUUGGAAGCAGGACAAUCAAUUUCUGCUGAACUUUUGAAAGCCAUAGAAGAGGCCAGAUUCGCUGUCGUAAUAUUUUCAAAAAGCUAUGCAUCCUCAAGAUGGUGCUUAGAGGAGCUUGCACACAUCAUAAAGUGUAAAAAGGAAUUGGAGCAGAUUGUGAUUCCAGUCUUCUAUGAUGCGAGUCCAUCAGAUGUACGCCAUCAAAAUCCCCCUUUCGCUGAUUCAUUUUCCCAACACGAGGUAAAAUACAAAGAUGAUAUGGAGAAUGUUCAAAGAUGGAGGGAUGCAUUUGUGGAGGCAGGGAAAAUAUCAGGCUAUCAUUUACUUAAUUUCACGGAUGAGGCUGAGUGCGUCAAGAAACUAGUUGAUGACAUAUUUCCUAAGUCACUUCAAAUUAUUUCACCUUUCCCGGAAAGCUUAGUGGGUAUGAAAUCUCAGGUUGAGAAAGUAACCUCAUUAUUAGAUAUGGAAUCAAACGAUGUUCGCUCUAUUGGUAUUUGGGGUAUGGGCGGCAUCGGCAAGACAGAAAUUGCAAAUGUUCUACAUCAAAGAUACCGCCAUCAAUUUGAAGCUGAUUGUUUUCUCGGUGAUGUUGGAAAUCUUCAUCAGAAAAAUGGACUAACAUGGCUACAACAAGUCGUCAUUUGCAAGCUCUUGGGUGAAAAAUUGACUCUAACUAGUGAGCAUGAAGGGAUGAAUAUUUAAAGAAUAUGCUUCGUUGGAAGAAAGUUCUGUUCACCAUCGAUGACGUAAACCAUCAAGAACAGUUGGAAUUUUUGGUUGGAGAGCCAGAGUGGUUGGUAGGGGUA